AUGCCGCUUGCAACGCGGUUGCUCCUGCUGCUGCCUGUACUAGGCACAUGUCAAACUAAUCUCGAAGACCUGAGGUUUCUGCAGAAUGUAGUCCAGCAAGUUGCCGAUGAAGAACGCUGGACAAAUACGCCGUUGUUCAUGAGUCAUCCCCAACGAUUGGAGGAUUUGAAUCCCUUCAUCGAAUGGCUGCAUACCAACUUAAGUGUGACCAGCUACGUUUUCGAUUCAAAUGGUAUGCCAAAUACUUAUGAUCCGCUAAGGAAUCACAUCAAUAACGAUGCCCUGAGCCUGCUCUUCUGCUACAGCAGCGAUGAGAUCAUCUUCUGGCAGCUGGACCAACGCCUAAGGAAACUGCGAGCUAGUCGCCUCAUUGUCUAUCUGUCAAAUCAGCGAGAGAAGUUAGCGCUGGGUAAACUGUUCGACAAACUAUGGAGUCUGCAGUUCCUUCAGACGCUUAUGCUGCACAAGCAGCGAAUCUACAGCUACACACCGUACCCCAAAGUGCGCUACUUUGAGCUGAAUCUAGCCGGGAAAGGACUGUUGUUUCCAGCACCGUCACGUAAUCUAAAUGGCUAUGUGGUGUCCACUCCCGCUGAGAACGAUUUACCGCGUGUGUUUCAGGUGCAAGAUCAGCGAACAGGCAAACAUCUCAUACGCGGCUUUGGCUAUCGCAUCUUUGCCGAGUUUCUUCGUCGUCACAAUGCCCAGCUGAUCAUCAGCAAUGCUGGCCAGGAUCUGGACGCUGGCAGCAGCGUGGACAUGACACGCCUCCAGCAGCUGAUUGGUGACAAUCGCCUGGAGAUCACAAUGCAUCCAUAUGUGGGCAUCGAUCGUGAACUCGGCAUCCUCAGCUAUCCCCUGACAAUCGCUCAGAAUUGCCUCAUUAUGCCAGUGCGCAACGAGAUCCCUCGCUACAUGUACCUGCUGCGUCCAUUCCAUUGGACCAGUUGGCUCCUGCUGCUAGCCGCCGUUGUCUACAUCAGUGUGGCGCUGCACUGGCUCAGUCCCUCCCUGAGCGCCAGUCCAGGACGCUGUUUGCUCGAAGCUCUCAGCCAGCUGCUGUUCCUUAGUUCACCCAGCCGCAUCUAUGGACCUUCGGUGCGGUAUUUUCUGGUCUCGCUGCAGCUAUUUGUGCUGGGAUUCAUAGUGACCAACUGGUAUUCGAAUCAGUUGAGCAGCUCGCUGACUGCCACCUUGGUGGGUGAGCAGGUGGACACCUUUGAGCAACUUAUUGCACAGCAACAACGCAUAUUAGUCAAGCACCAUGAGAUACCCAUGCUGCUGCAGCAGGUGCCACCGCAUCUGGAGGAGCAGGUGUCCAAUUUGGUAGUUGGCGCCGAGGCUGGGGAGCAGGUGAGAGCAUUGCUCAGCUUUAACACUAGCUACUCGUAUCCGUUCACUGUCGAACGCUGGGAGUUCUUUGCGCUGCAGCAGCAAUACGCCCACAAACCCAUCUAUCGCUACUCGACGGUCUGCCUGGGCGCUCCUGUCAUCGGUUAUCCCAUGCGCAAGGAUUCGCACCUAGAAAAUCUGCUAAAGCACUUCAUAAUGUGGGUGCAGAGCACGGGGCUCUAUCGGCACUGGACCGUCUCUGACUUCAAUGAUGCCCUCAGGGCAGGCUACAUGCGUCUCAUCGACAACUCGGACAACUUUAAGGCCCUGAAUCUGGACACCUUCCGCCUUGCGUGGUACGUUCUACUUUGCGGUUGGCUGCUGGCCGCAUUGGUUUUUGUUUGCGAGCACCGCAACGUCUUCAGCACCGUCUCAAGUCGCACCUGCCAUUGA
Drosophila nasuta is the source of this 1785-nucleotide messenger RNA. It is a transcript of the gene Ir51b, whose product is annotated as Ionotropic receptor 51b. The transcript has a single exon. Bases 1 to 1785 code for a protein of 594 amino acids. NCBI's taxonomy places the organism in Eukaryota, Metazoa, Arthropoda, Insecta, Diptera, Drosophilidae. The record is from RefSeq and is a predicted model, not a curated record.